GUGAGAUAAUUGUAGAUUAUGUUUUUUUUUUUACCAUUUUUUCUUAUUGACAUAUAUCUCGAUUCUCGGGGGAAAAGCAGCGUCACCAGACGGGCCGUUGGCAGAUCCCUAUUCCGGAGCGAGAGCCGUAAAUUAGAAACGGCAAUUUAUCUCUCUCUCCACAGUCAACCGUCCUUAAGCCAGCCCGCCAACGUUUCUAAGUUUUUUCUUCUGGUUCUUCAUUUCCCGCCUCCCACCUUUCUCCACUCCCCAAGCCGGCAAGCCGGCGCUCCUCAUCUUCUCCGACAUCCCGCAGUGAAAUCUCCGAGUCGAUCCCCACUCGAACUGACUUGAAGAAAUGGCCGGCCAGUCUGGUUCUCAGCUCUCGCUCUUCACUCCCGACGAGGUGGAGUUCAUGGCGGAAGACGAGUUGGUCGAGAUCGUCCCGAAUCUGAGAAUGGACUCCCUCAAUUUCAUCUGUGGGGAUUACGGCCCGUUUUACCCACAAAUAGCCAUUCAGGUUCCGUUGUGGUUGGCUCUGGCGCUGAAGAAGCGAGGGAAGUGCACGAUUCGUCCUCCACAGUGGAUGUCUAUCGAUAACUUGACUCAGGUGCUGGAAGGUGAAAGGGAGUCUCAUGCAUUUCAGUCAUUGCCCUUCCAUUAUGUUGAAAUCUCCAGACUUCUUUUUGACCAUGCACGAGAUGACAUUCCUGAGAUAUACAUGGCGAGAUCGCUCGUUGAAGACAUCAGGGAUGUGAGGUUUCAUAAGGUGGAGACAAACUUGGAAAACUUCACUGCAUCUGCAGUAACGUGGAAAAAUAUGGCUGCUAUGGAAGUGAAUAUAAUCCGUGCCUUCUCUGGGAGAGCCCUACAAGCAUUUUAUAGACACGAGAAUGAGCAGCUCAUACCAGAUCUUGAUAGAACACAAGAUAGACAACCGCAAAAUCUCAAUGACAGGCCUAGACGUAACCUAAGGCCUCGGUAAAUUAAGCAGGAAAAACUAACCUCGUCAGGAAGCCGCACAAGUUAGUCUGCUUCCCGUUGAUAACUUGGUGAUUCUUUGACUGUUAUAGAGAAGUCUUUGCCUGAGUAACUCAGCUACCAGAUUUGCAUCUACUAAUGGAAUCCUAGGUCAGUAUUUUAUGGUGUACUAUUGCUAUAUGUGUAAUCUUUAUAUGGAAUGCAAUGGUGCAUAUCUUCCUGCAAACUAGAAGUGGGGGAAUCUUUGCUUGAGGAAAGCUAAGUGAAACAUUUUACAAGGCUCGAAUUAAACAGGGUAUAUUGAAUUUUAAGGUUCCAUUAGGCUCCGACCCUGUGUUAGUGGUUUUUCCAUAUCACAUUGAUAAUUUUAUCUGCCUAAGAGUCCAGGCUGUGCAUCAGAAUCACAAUUUAGAUCCCAUUUUGGUAUUCAAUUGAUUAUAGGGAACAUAUAGGCCACCAAUUAUCCAUAGUAGGGUCGAGUAUAAAGACGGAGAUAAUUCUUUUGAGUAAGAUAUGUUCUCUAACCCCACUCUCAUUCUUGGUCAGAGGAGUUUUCUUCUCUUCUCCUCUAGUACUCGAUAGAGAAGUCAUGGGCCAUAGUUCGGUGGAUGGUAUACUUCUUGUUCAGUUUGAUUUCGACCAUUAUGUGUGUUAUCUCAGUUGUUAGAUUGUCGUGAAUGAUAUUUGUUUACAUAAUCAUUAUCGUGUCAAAUCAACUGUUGAAGUUACCACUCUCUGCACUUGAAGUUACACAAAUGGUUGACAUGUUUGUCAUCCAUAGUAGCAACGUUGUGUAUGACAGGAACUUUAGUUAUAAAUAGUCUUUUAGAUUUGAAUAAUGCAUUAUGGAUGGUAAUCAAACCCAUGGUCGUGGGUAUCCGACCGCCCCCAACCGAGUCAACGCGGGGAAUCCCCGCUUUGACCGGGUAUGGGGCGGGUAUGGGUAAAACUCGCAAAAAGUUUGAUGGGUAUGGGGCGGGUAUGGUUUUAGCCUCCUCCGCUCCAUACCCAUCCCCAUACCCGCCCCACCAAGAUAAUUUCUUCAUAUAUAAAAAAAAAAUAUGUGCAUCAAAUUAUAAUCUAUCAAUGAUGAUGAGGAUAACUUGAGAAAAUAAAUAGUAGAAAUGCAAUUGAGUGACACCUUAAUCAAAAUCUAAUUCAUUUCUCUCAAUUCUCAUUUCACUCUUUCACUUUCCCCCUUGUCAACAAGAUUAUGUUAGUUAAUUAUUAUUUAGUAGAUGUAUGAGAGUUAGAACAUAAUAAUUUGAAAAAUAUUAUACUCUAUAUUAUGUAUUAAUGGAUAUUUUAGGAUCAUAAUCUUUGAACCAUAUUAAAAAAAUGACCGUGUUUUGUUGACUUCAUGAUAUAAUAUAUUCGUUUAGAGUUAUAAUUAGAACUUUUCUUAUAAGUUUUAGGUAUAAUAAUGUUGGAUUACGGGUAUGAGCAUUACCCAUGGGUACCCGAAACCCACGGGUAUGGGAUGGGUUUGCAAAACAUUCCCCGCAUGGGUAUGGAGCGGGUAUGGGUUUGGGUAUUUGAAGAUGGGGAUGGGAAUGGUUUAAGCAAACCCGCCCCAUUGCCAUCCCUAUAAUGCAUUCUCGUUUUGCGAUUGUUAUUAGUUUAUAUAUAACCACCAUAUCAAUAAUUAGAUUCUCUCGUUUUCCUUCAUCUUCAUUUUCUAGUGUGUCAAUGAUUAGAAAGACUUUCCCUUUGAGCAAUGAUUAGAUUCCAAACAAGAUAUGGAAUGAACACACUACACAAUA
Molecule: messenger RNA, 2723 nt
Organism: Linum trigynum
Lineage: Eukaryota; Viridiplantae; Streptophyta; Magnoliopsida; Malpighiales; Linaceae
Source: the annotation of a GenBank genome assembly